CACCAUUCCAAUCAGAAAAACCUAUUUAAGCAACUCGCAUCGAUCUCUCCGAAAUCGAAAUUUGUGGCCGCAGAGUGAAUCGGAAAUCGGCAGCGGAAUAAUGGGCAAUUUCGACGGCGACUCUGGGACGGUUUUCGAGCAGAGCUAUGCGACGACGAACGGAAACGGAAGAGUGCCGACGGAGACCAGUUCCCCGGAGAAACAGGAACUUCUACGGAAAUUCUCGGCACCCGCGUACACUGAAAUUCGCACGCGACGCUGCCAGCCGAAGGCCGCAAACGACGUCCAGAGUCCCAGCUCGAUCAACUACCAUCCGGAGAAGAAGUCGAUCCCCAACGGGCAUGCCUCCGUUCUGGAUCAGGAGUCCAAGCCCAACCAGGCAGAGGGCAAACUUUCGCCGGAGCUGGAGCACUUCCAGAAGACCUCCUUUGAGGAGGUGCCUCUGCACACCGCCUGCCUUACGUAUCUGGGAUUCUACCUGCUGAUGAUCCUGGGCUACAUCAACCAGCUGCUCUUCGUGCCCAAAGUGGCCACCGAGAAGGGUCGGGAUGGUUAUGUGGCCCUCUACGAUGCCUUCGAAAGCUUCUACUCGAGGUACGUUUACAGGAGGAUCAAGGAUUGCUGGAACCGACCCAUCUGCAGUGUUCCGGGAGAUGAGCUCACUCUGAAGGAUCGCGUGACUGAUGACUACGGAUGGAGUUUCAAGUUCACUGGAACGGAGACACGUUGCUUAAAUCUGGGAUCAUACAAUUAUCUGGGAUUUGCCGCCGCUACUGGACAGUGUGCCGAUGAUUCAGAGCAAAGUGCUCGGAACUCUGGAUUGGCCUACUGCAGCUCCCGCUGCGAGCUUGGUGACAACGAGCAGUUGCAAGAGCUGGAGGCUCUAACUGCCCGAUACUUUGGCGUGGAGGAUGCCAUUGUCUUUGGAAUGGGUUUCGCCACAAAUGCACUGAACCUUCCCUCACUGCUGGGACCCAACAGCCUUGUGAUCAGUGACGAAAAGAACCAUGCCUCCAUCAUUUUGGGGCUGCGUUUGUCCGGUGCCACCACCAAGGUCUUUAAGCACAACAAUAUGCGGGAUCUGGAGCGCGUGCUCCGCCAGGGUGUGUGCUAUGGAAAUCCCAAGAAGGGUGGUCAGCCAUGGGAUAAGGUCAUGAUCCUGGUCGAGGGCAUCUUCAGCAUGGAAGGAUCCAUAGUCCGAUUGCCCGAAGUUAUUGCACUAAAAAAGAAAUACAAAGCAUACUUGUAUCUGGAUGAAGCUCACAGUGUGGGAGCCAUGGGUUCCCGUGGACGAGGAGUUACUGAUUACUUUAAUGUGGACCCGAAGGAGGUGGACAUCCUGAUGGGCACCUUCACCAAAAGCUUUGGCAGUGCUGGAGGCUAUCUGGCUGGAUCUAAGAAACUCAUUGACUUUCUCCGCACCAACAGUCAUGCCCACUGCUAUGCUGCUUCGAUCUCGCCACCCAUCGCACAGCAAAUCCUUACCUCCAUGAAGACCAUUAUGGGUGAAGAUGGCACCGACAUUGGACGCAAGAAGAUCCACCAGCUGGCCAGGAACACACGCUACUUCCGCCGACGUCUGGCUCAGCUGGGAGUGAUCACAUACGGUCACGAGGACUCCCCAGUGGUGCCCAUGCUGGUGUACCUCUUCUCCAAGAUUGGCGCCGUGGUGCGAACCUUGACGACCCGCCACAUUGCCGCGGUGGGAGCUGGAUUCCCAGCCACACCCAUUAUGGAAGGACGCAUUCGAUUCUGCCUCUCGGCCGCCCACACCAAGGAGCAGCUGGAUUUUGCCCUGGAGGCGAUAGAUGAGAUUGCCGAUGACCUGGGCCUAAAGUAUUCUCGCAAGCCACGCGAUCCGAAUCCCGUAAUUUACUAGAAUCACGCGCGCACACAUAGAUGUUAAGCUUGGGGAAAAGGUAACCUCCCCGAUUGGUAAACCAAAACUACAACACAGUCCAGAUAGUGCUAAAUCAAUCACGAACGGCAACGAGUGGCUUACAUUGACCAAGUUUCAGUUGCACUGGACUUCUAUUUAUGACUAAUUCUCUGGUAAAAUGCCUUGAAAGGGAAGAUCACUUUAGCAACAGAAACAAAACACUACACUAGCUUAAAUAAUAAUAUAUUAUUAAUUAUUUAGCACUAAACCUCUACGUAGUUGUUAUUGUAUAUGUAAAAUCCAAUCGUCUUCUUUGGUCGGCUGCUGCAUUUUAAGUAUUUAUAGAAGAUUGGCAGCGCAAUGUAUUAGGCAAAUCAGGUUUUGGUUAAUUUUAGAGCUAAGCUAUGGGAACUCCCUUUUUCGUGGGACAGCCGAGCACCUCGCUUCUACCAAUUAAGCAUAUUAAGCAGAGCCAAAUGUAACGUCUAAGGCGUGGGCGAUACUAUUGUAGCUCACUAUUUUGGCCAGUCUUCGAGGAACCUAGAGGGCCAAUUUAGUGGCAUUGUCAGGAAAUAUAUAUGUAUAAUGAUUAUGUAUUAUUGAUUUUAUUUUUUCAUCAAAAAAUAAAAAAAACUGUUGCUUUAUC
Messenger RNA from Drosophila erecta, 2525 nucleotides. It is a transcript of the gene lace, whose product is annotated as serine palmitoyltransferase 2. Gene Ontology annotation, cellular component: serine palmitoyltransferase complex. Bases 101 to 1879 code for a protein of 592 amino acids. Lineage: Eukaryota; Metazoa; Arthropoda; Insecta; Diptera; Drosophilidae. Gene Ontology annotation, molecular function: pyridoxal phosphate binding; serine C-palmitoyltransferase activity. The record is from RefSeq and is a predicted model, not a curated record. Gene Ontology annotation, biological process: sphingosine biosynthetic process; ceramide biosynthetic process. The transcript is spliced from 4 exons.